Messenger RNA from Dacryopinax primogenitus, 1237 nucleotides. RefSeq lists its product as uncharacterized. Bases 17 to 1123 code for a protein of 368 amino acids. The record is from RefSeq and is a predicted model, not a curated record. Lineage: Eukaryota; Fungi; Basidiomycota; Dacrymycetes; Dacrymycetales; Dacrymycetaceae. The transcript has a single exon.
UUAGAUCAUCCCCAUAAUGCACGGCUCAAUCCUCACCGCCGCUACUAUCGGUCUUGCUGCCCUCAGCGCAUCUGCCGCACCAGCCACUCGGGACUACAGCGCGCCGAACUCUGGCAGCAGCUCUGGUUCUCCCUUCCCUUUCGCUGAUGGCUUCCCCACCCCGAGCCCCGAACAAUUACAAGAGAUCUUCGUCGAGGCUCAUGGUACUCUUUCGAAUGCCACGCCUCCUGCAAACAUCUCCGCACAGGGCCUCGUCAACCUCCGCCUCAUCGACUUUGCCGAACGUAUCGAGUCUGUCUACUUCGAGGAGUUCCUCGCCAACGUGACCAACCACGUGCCGGGAUAUGAAGUCCCGUCUUGGGUCGACUACGACUACCUUGUCAACUUCCUCACGGUCACCCAACACGUGGAGGAGCUGCACAACCUGAACGCGGUCAAUGCCCUCGCACACUUCAACCAAACCGCGAUCGAGCCUUGCACUCGGUACAACUUCCCCGUGUCCACCUUCGAGGAAGCUGUCACGCUCGCGAUGACUUUCACCUCGAACGUCUUUGGUGUCCUUGGCGAUGUCGUGACGCUCUUCGCAGAGAACGGCGAUGCUGGCCUGACACGUGGUGUUGUGGCUGCUGUGGCUAACGAGGGCGAGCAGAACGGCUUCUUCCGGUACCUCCUCGGUCGUGUGCCUGACGAGCUUCCGUUCACCACCGCCUCGAACCGUGACUUCGCAUUCACCGCGCUGCAAGGAUUCGUUGACCCUACGAGCUGCCCCAAUAUCGACAUCAUUGCUGCCGACUUGAAGACGUUCGAGAAGGUCACGUUCAUCGACACGCCCAUAGCUAAGACUGAGGACGUCCGCCUCUCGCUCGCUAAGGACAAGUACGAGUCUGGCAAGGCAUACAACGUCGUCUACGUAAACCAGCUGAACAACCCUGUGGUUGUCCCUGCUACCUACGUCUGUGCCGAUGACACCACUGUUACAAUCGAGGCUACCUUCCCCUUCGACGAACACCUGAUGAACGGCCUGACGAUCGCAUCUGUCACUGACCAGGCCGGUCCGUUCGCGAACGUCGAUGCUGUUGCUGCUGCUGCCAUUUGGGCACCGGCUUUCGUGGUUGUCAACUAAUCAUGCUAAGUAUGACCCAUUCAUUUGUACCCUUCGUAUUAUGUACUCGCGGACACUGUUGUAUCACAUUGUUAUUAGCUAGAUCUUGCAAUCAAGGCUGAUAUGAUGUUAACC